Molecule: messenger RNA, 2193 nt
Organism: Triticum aestivum (bread wheat)
Lineage: Eukaryota; Viridiplantae; Streptophyta; Magnoliopsida; Poales; Poaceae
Product: protein FAR1-RELATED SEQUENCE 5-like
Exons: 5
Coding region: 1-2193 (730 amino acids)
Biological process (GO): regulation of DNA-templated transcription
Molecular function (GO): zinc ion binding
Source: RefSeq, a predicted model, not a curated record
AUGCAGAUGUGUUUCGUUCCAAGUGUUGGAACAAUCUUUGAUUCAAAGGAUGAAGCCUACGAUUUCUACAACAUGUUCUCUUGGGAGUGUGGUUUUGGUAUUCGCUAUGGAAAGAGUAGCACUAAUAACAAAAAUUACAGAACAAUGCAGGACAUCGUUUGCCAGUGUGCGGGCAAAGAAGAAAGGCCCAACACAACAACAUGCCGCACUGGUUGUGAAGCUCGUAUAAGACUACAUCGAACUGACGACCAUGGAUGGUAUGUGACCGUUUUCAUUAACAAGCACAAUCACCCACUAUCUGUGAAGUGUGGCGAGAAAAAACAGUGGAAAUCACAUAGCGUUAUAAGUCCUUUAGCAAAGGAUUUUAUUCGUAACCUCAGGGAGAACAACAUCAGGUUUGACCAGAUAUACAACAUAUUAGGGUCAGGUCUUGGCUCUUCUCUAGGCGUGCCUUUUAGGAAGCAGACAUUGAGAACUCUGUGUGCAACCAUAGCUCAUGAUUCCAUCGCUGAUGAUAUGGCCAAAACCACUAGUAUACUUCAGGAUAUGAGUGCCACAGAUCCGGACUUCAAAGUUUGUGUGCAAGUAGACGGUGAAAGCAGGGUGAAAACAGUAAUAUGGUGUAAUGGUAAAAAUCGGCUGGAUUAUGCACAUUUCGGUGAUGUGGUUACUUUCGACACCACUUACAGGACCAACCUGUAUAACAUGCCAUUUGGGCUUUUUGUUGGUGUGAAUAACCAUUUCCAGUCUAUUAUUUUUGGCGGCGUCCUCAUGGUUGAUGAAAAGACUCCCACAUUUGAAUGGGCAUUCAGAAACUUUAUUGACUUGAUGGACGGGAAACAUCCUACUACUAUAUUGACAGAUCAAUGCAAAGCUAUGCAAAAUGCUUUACGAAGUACAAUGCCCCACACCCGUCAUAGGUGGUGCAGAUGGCAUGUGUUAAAGGUCUUGAAAGAGAAAAUUGGACACGUGUACAACAAACAUUCUGCCUUCAAGAAGGAAUUCCACGCGAUAGUAAAUGAAGAGACGGAUGUAGAAUCAUUUGAGCGAAAGUGGCAUCAAUUGAUUAAAAAAUACAAACUUCAAGGAAACAAGUACCUUCGCAGGAUUUUCAAGUGGAGGGACAUGUGGGCAAUGCCAUACUUCAUGGGCACAUUCUGUGCCGGGAUGACCAGCACGCAACGGAGCGAGAGUGCGAAUCAUCUCCUCAAAAAGUUCAUCAGCAGAUCAUCCCCAAUGCACUUGUUUGUUAAGCAGUACAACAAAUUGCUUGAUUCCAGGAGCCAGGCAGAAGACGAGGCAAAUUAUGUCAGCAAGCAGACACGCAGGCGGCUUGUAAUUGGCGCUACUAUCGAGAUAGAUGCAGCGGCUGUGUACACGAAGGCCUUGUACAAAAAAUUUUCACACGAACUUUUUAGAUCAGGCUCAUUUGAUGCACGCCGUUCCAAGCCUGGACACGUCUACAAGGUCAAAUUGUCGCCGCAACUAGCCUUAACUGAUUAUGACAAAAAGGUAUUCACCGUCAAAGUGGAAGACGGUGGGGACUUUGUCACAUGUGAUUGUGGAUUUUUUGAUCAUGUCGGCCUGUUGUGCUGCCAUUCAUUAAAGGUAUUAGUUCAGAACAAUAUUGGCAAGAUUCCACCAAGGAAUAUAGUCAAAAGAUGGACUUUAUGGGCAAGGGAAUCGAGACCACUGCACCUGGCAAACGAGGGUGAAAUGGGGGAGCUGUCUUCCCAAACUACGUAUAGAAGAAAUGUUCUAUAUGUGGCUGCUAUGGACCUUAUCAAGGAGGCAGAAUCCGGGUCUGAGUCAUUCCAAACGGCGUUCGCAGCUAUAUGUGAGGCAAAAGAAAAAAUUGCAAGUAAGAAGGCUUCAGAUAUGCUUAUUGAUACUAUCGCCGAACAAGCAAAUCCUGUCCGGCAUACCAUAACUGAUGUUGGGUCAGAAACCCAUCUGCUUCCUCCACAACGUGUGCUGUCUAAAGGACGACCUAGCUCCCUUCGCCCAAAGAGUCGUAUGAAUUACAUUGUGGCUAAGAAAGCUAGAAAACACUACAAGGACGGCCCAUGCCAUGCUCAUGAAGAUACUGCCGGUCCAAUGCCACCCCCUCCAUCCAAAAAAAGGAUUGUGAAGUGUAGCCUAUGCAAGAUUCCGGGGCACACAAAGGGUAAUUGCACUGCUAGGGGAGUCUGA